AUGAAGGUCCUGAUCGUUUUUGCUGCUGUCGCCACGCUGCUGAUGCCCGUCCACGGUGUUUUAAGACAGUGUGCUGGGAUUGGCCCUGACAACAGAUAUGAGGGCUCUGGCUUCUUGACUGCCGAUUUCACCCAGAAGUCCUGCGCCUCGUCCGGCGGCGUAAUCGAUCCUAACAGAAAGGGUAACCUGAAGUGCUGCAACGUCCCCGAUGCCCGCCAAGGCGACUUUAACGGCUUUUGCAGCGAGCAAAACGCUGGAAACAAAUUCCCUAACUUUCGACCUUCUGCCCAGUCGUGCUAG
Messenger RNA from Phytophthora infestans T30-4, 300 nucleotides. RefSeq lists its product as uncharacterized. The transcript has 2 exons. The record is from RefSeq and is a predicted model, not a curated record. The coding region runs from base 1 to 300 and encodes 99 amino acids. NCBI's taxonomy places the organism in Eukaryota, Oomycota, Peronosporomycetes, Peronosporales, Peronosporaceae.